This is a messenger RNA of Zygotorulaspora mrakii, 1902 nucleotides long. RefSeq lists its product as uncharacterized. Gene Ontology annotation, molecular function: siderophore-iron transmembrane transporter activity. The record is from RefSeq and is a predicted model, not a curated record. The transcript has a single exon. Gene Ontology annotation, cellular component: vacuolar membrane; endosome. Bases 1 to 1902 code for a protein of 633 amino acids. Gene Ontology annotation, biological process: intracellular iron ion homeostasis; transmembrane transport. NCBI's taxonomy places the organism in Eukaryota, Fungi, Ascomycota, Saccharomycetes, Saccharomycetales, Saccharomycetaceae.
AUGUCAGAAAGUGCGACAGUAAGACGGAAAGAUCUGGAUGAAAAUAAUAGUAAAGAUUAUGUAAAGGAUGUCACCCCAUCUGUGUCGUCUGAGUCGUCUGGGUCAUGUGUAUCUGGCGUGGAAGACGCGUACCCGCAUGAGAGUGCAUACAUCGGAGGAAGGAAACUCAAUAUUAAAGGCAGUGGGGUGGUCAAUGUUGAAAUCUACAGGAAGCAAUACAGCGGACCACUUCAUAAGAUAAUGCUUUUCAGUUCACUUUUUCUGGUUAGUUACGCAUAUGGUUUGGAUAACUUGGUCCGUUUCACUUUCCAAUAUCAAGCGACGUCCAAAUUCAAAAACAAGUCGUUGUUAAGGACUAUAAAUUGCAUCAAGACUGUAAUGGGUGCUGCUGGUCAGCUGGGAUUUGCUAGGGCUUCGGAUAUUUUUGGAAGAAUGACUAUUCUGAUAUUUUCUCUACUGCUCUAUGUUGUGGGAACCAUCAUUCAAUGUCAGGCUACCAAUAUUUCAAAGUUUGGCGCAGGCACUUGCAUAUAUCAAUUAGGUAUAACCGGGAUACAAUUGUUGUUAGAAAUAAUAGCAAUGGACUUUUCGGAUCUGAACUGGAGAGUGCUAGCCUCUUUUAUUCCGGCAACGCCAUUUAUCAUCAAUAUUUGGAUUAGUGGAGGUGUCACUCAGGCAAUCGGUGACAAAUGGUCUUGGGGUAUUGGUAUGUGGGCUAUAAUUCUACCCUGCUCCUGUGUCCCCUUAGGCCUUUGUGCGAUACACAUGCGAUAUCUGGCUGUUAAGAAUGAACCCGAUAAACUGCAGAAUGAAUUUAAAAUGUAUAAGGGAUUGACAUGGCGCGAAUAUCUUGUGGAUAUCUUUUUUUGGAGAUUAGAUUCCGCAGGAUUUGUUUUACUUUGUGUUGUUUUCGGAUGCAUUUUAGUUCCCUUAGUCUUGGCUGGUGGAUAUAAACCUUCAUGGCGUUCUGCUCACAUUAUCGUUCCUGAAGUGAUGGGAUGGCUCGUAGCGCUGCCAGUUUUUUUAUUAUGGGAAGCAAAGUUUGCUAAACACCCUUUAGUGUCUUGGGAUUUCAUUCAAGAUCGUGGAAUAAUCGCUGCUUUGGUUAUUGCCUUUUUCAUAAAUUUCAACUGGUAUUUGCAAGGUGAUUAUAUGUUCACUGUGUUACUAGUUGCUUAUAAUCAAUCGGUUCUGGCCGCAACUAGAAUUUCCUCAAUGUACUCUUUUGUCUGCAUCAUUUCCGGUACUUUACUGGGAUUCGCUAUAGUCAAGGCAAGAAGAACAAAGUAUUUUAUUAUCUUCGGUAUUGGGUGCUGGUUUAUUGCGUUUGGUUUACUAGUUCAUUUUAGCACUAUUGGGGGUUCCAGUUCAGGAAUUACAGGAUCAUUGUGUUUAUUGGGUUUUGGUGCUGGAUUCUUUACGUACACGACGCAGGCGUCUAUUCAAGCUGCUACUAAGACACAUGCCCAGAUGGCAGUUGCUACAGCUUUAUAUUUAUCGAUUUAUUCUAUUGGAUCUGCUGUCGGAUCUGCUGUAAGUGGUGCUAUUUGGACAAGCGUACUACCCAGAGAAAUUUAUAAGACAAUGAAUGCAUCUGAUGCUGCGGCAGCAUAUAAAUCACCGAAUUUAUUUACUCUGGAUAAUCCGUGGGGAUCUAAGGCGAGAGAAGGUAUGACUGCUGCAUAUGGAUAUGUUUUAAAAAUCUUGUGCGUUGCAGGUCUUUGUUUCUGUGUUCCACUACUGAUUGCAGCCCUAUUUCUGCGAAACCAUAAAUUGGAAAGUACUGUGGCCCUGGAGCACGUUGAAUCCUCUCAAGUGCGUCAUGACGAAAAGAAGCAUGAUCUAUUUUACAAAAUCAAGAGCCGAUGUGGCAAACGGAAGAACUCAAGCUUACCAAGAUAA